AAUCGUUUAGUUUUAGAGAAAAAAAACACCUCAUAUCGAUUGAACACUUACCCAUAUUAUACCUGCGUGUAAACGUUAUCAAUAGUUAAAUACACACUAUUAGUAUAUUAUGUUUUAGCAGAAUCAUUGAAUACUAGUUGAACAAUUUAUUCGUUUAUUAUUAUUAUUUUAGUACAUUACGUGGCUUAUAAACUACUUUACAGUCGUAUUUUCCGUUUCCGUGUGCGCAUAACCAGUUUUUCUUGAUCGGUACAUGUUACAGAGGAACCGGGAAAAUGAAUCAGAAAAAAAAAAGCGAUCAAUAAUAAUAAUAAUUUUAUUCACAAUCGCAUAUAAAUGCGACAAUGUGUGUUUGCACAGUGCGCACAUACGUACCGAGCGCGAAGAACUCAACUCAUCGCCGCGAGUAGAAAAUUGUUUGCGAAGUCACAUUUUUUGCCCCGUUAAUCAUAAAUACAUAAUAUAUUCUUUUCAAAUUGUUCACAAGCACUCACAAUUUGGACGAUUUACAAACGAGGUGAAUUCAAAAGACAUUGUCGCCGUAUAAUUCACCCUCCGACUUAACCAUGGCGGUUGCAUUGAACGCAAUUCAAGGAUUUUUCGACAACUAUGGAGAUCCUCGUACCAAGGAUUGGUUUUUGAUGAGCAAUCCUCUUCCUACGGCACUAAUAUGCGCUACUUAUGUGUUCACCGUCAAAGUUGCGGGACCGCGAUUCAUGGCCAACCGCAAACCCAUGGAGUUGAGGAACGUACUUAUCGCUUAUAAUCUUUUCCAAGUUAUAUUCAGUUCUUGGCUGUUUUAUGAGUGUUUGAUGGGCGGCUGGUGGGGUGAAUAUAGUCUCAGCUGUCAACCGGUAGAUUAUUCGGAUAAACCGUCCACAGUAAGA
Molecule: messenger RNA, 887 nt
Organism: Melanaphis sacchari
Lineage: Eukaryota; Metazoa; Arthropoda; Insecta; Hemiptera; Aphididae
Product: elongation of very long chain fatty acids protein AAEL008004-like
Biological process (GO): sphingolipid biosynthetic process; fatty acid elongation, polyunsaturated fatty acid; fatty acid elongation, saturated fatty acid
Cellular component (GO): endoplasmic reticulum membrane
Molecular function (GO): fatty acid elongase activity
Source: RefSeq, a predicted model, not a curated record